This is a messenger RNA of Punica granatum (pomegranate), 1885 nucleotides long. Lineage: Eukaryota; Viridiplantae; Streptophyta; Magnoliopsida; Myrtales; Lythraceae. The record is from RefSeq and is a predicted model, not a curated record.
UCGCUGGACAAGACACAGCUGCAAGCAGUCUCACGGAUGUCGGCCUAAGGCAUUUGUCCGACGACGCCGAAUCUCCGUCCACCGCUGCAACCGUGCGAAGCCCACUUCUCUGAGGCGUGCAUGCCGGAAAUUUGACUCCAGUUGACAGCGGAAAGAUGGUCUUCUGGCGUCGGAUCAGCCAGUCGCAGCUGACACGAGUUUCGCAGCGCAUCGAGCAAUGCUGCCUUCAAGCUUCUCGCAGCUCCUUACGCCAUUACACUGCUCCAGUUACUUUGAUCGAUGUAAAGGAAAGCCCUUUAACGGUGAUUCGUAGGAGAGACAACCCCGGAUUUUGCAGCAAUGUGAGGUUUUUCGCUGCGCCAGUUCAGGCCAAGCCGAAGGAGGAAGAGAGGGAGCCGAGCUGCCGUCGUUUGAAUGAGCAAAUUAAAGCUAGGGAAGUUCGGGUCGUGACCGAUGAAGGGCAUUACGUUGUCCCGCUUUAUCAAGCAUUGCAGGAAGCAAGAGCACGCAAGCUUGAUUUGGUCGAGGUUCAAAGAAGUGCUAAUCCUCCUGUUGUUAAGAUAAUGGAUUACCAUAUGGAGAGGUACAAACAACAACUGCAAGAAAAGGAGCGUGCUAAAGCCAAGGGAAAGACGACUGUCAAAUCAGGGACUUGCAAAGAAAUUCGGUUUACUGUAAAGGCUGAAGCAAAAGACCUGGCUGUUAAGGCAGAUGGGAUUAAAAGACUGAUGGACCGUGGCUACCGUGUGAAGUGCAUGGCGACUGGUACCGAAGAUCAGGACUUGGGAAGCUUGCUAGCUCGAGUUUUUACUUUGAUUGAAGACGUGUCUCAUGUUGAAAGUGGACCUAGGGUGGAGAAAAGGCAGGCUUACGUUGUUGUAAGGCACAUAAAAUUUGGUACUAAGAAAGGACGUGGGAAGAAGAAGGUUGACGUAAAUGCUGAGAUAGAGCGGCAGCAAGUGGCGCUGGCAUCAGGUGAUAGCAGUUCUAUCCCGGAAGAAGAGGACUUCCAUGUAUCGGGAUCUGAGGAAACCGAGGAAGAGAAUUUCCACGGUGAAGAAAAGCCUGGAAAAGUUGGGAUUGCCUGGUCUAUGGAUAAAGGCAAUGACGAUUCCAGCAAAAUGUUCAAUCCGGGAUCAAACAGUAAUCGUGGCGUUUCCUCAAACUUUCAGAGGCCUGCUCAAGCACAAGCGCACACAGCUCCAGCACAGAAAGUAACAGAGAAUCGAUACGCCAGGAAGACAGAACAAGGUAGGAGGUUUCCACCGCAUAACUCUGUUGACAACAGUAACUGGGGUAGGGGUUCGAGAGACACUUUCAGGUCUGACCAGCGUGAUAGGACACGGAUGCCCUCGGAUAUUCCGAGGCAAGAACGUUCUUAUCCUAAUUUCUCGAGGAAUUCAGGGGCUCCUCCUGGUGAGGUCCAGAAGCCACGAGUACAGAGGCCUGAAGGUCCCAGCCCCCAGGACGCUGGCCAGAGUUUUGGAAUCUUCAGCAAUCCGAGAAGUAAUGCUUCGAACAAUCAGCAGUAGCUCCAGCAGUCUGUGGGAACACGACAAGCUUUUGUGAGCUUUAAGCCAUGGCGUUAAACUACACAAACAUAAGAAAUUCUCGUGACCGUGUUAUAGGCGAGACUAUUCAGGCCGAGUCAUUAUUUCGUGUUCGAUGAAUGUAUCUGAGCAAAGCAUGUUGUAGAAGAGAGAGGGUGCUGCAUUUUUUUACCGGCGAGAGUCAAUGACAUUCUUUAUUGUGUUGUUCUUGUCUGCAGCAGCAGAUAAUUCACUGAUGCUGUAAUGACAUCCUUCUCGAUCUGAUGAUAAUAAGCCGAGUGUGAUCCGUUAACGAGGAUAGUUAUUAUGGAUUUUGCCGCAUUUAUACAACCAAU